Messenger RNA from Caenorhabditis angaria, 2386 nucleotides. Lineage: Eukaryota; Metazoa; Nematoda; Chromadorea; Rhabditida; Rhabditidae. The record is from the annotation of a GenBank genome assembly.
AUGGGUGCCUCGAAUUCAAGAGCCAGUGGGAACUAUCCACCAUCUCGACAAGUUCAGACAACAUACGGCCUAAUUGAAGGCCGCAGAUUUUUCUCCGAAGACGAGCGACAAGUUGAUGCAUUUCAAGGCGUACCGUAUGCUGCGACACCUAUUGGUGAACUCCGUUUUUCGAUGCCAGUUGCACAUGAGAAAUGGGAAGAUGUGAGAGAAACAAAAGCUUUUGGUGCGAGAGGAAUUCAGAAAGAUGGUUUACUUUCUGGAAAGGUACGGUUUUCGCAACAAUUUAGCUAGACAAUUUUGUAUUUCUUAUCAUUAUGUAUUCCCACAGACACAACAACUUAUGAUGUGAUAGUCAUAAUAGCCCACACAUCAAAAAUCGCACAAGUCAGAGUUUUUUGUAGAGUCGUGGGUGGAAACUCGUGUCUAAGUGUGUUUCGCAAGAUUAGGGAUUUUCAGACAAACAAUUUCCUACGUAAAUUUGUUAUAUUUUUCUCAUAAUUUUCCCACUCUCGCUGGAUAUCCUGGAAUAAAAUUACCCUAUUUUUUUACAGAUUGGCCCACAAUCCGAAGAUAAUCUAACACUCAACAUUUUCACACCAGUUUGGAAAGCUGAAACAACAUCCGGAUUUCCGGUUCUUGUUUUUAUUCAUGGCGGAGCAUUCGUCAGCGAUUCAGCUGUGAAAUACGGCGAUUUGAAUAUUUCCAAAUACUUGGUUCGAAAAGAUGUGAUUGUUGUUACAGUUCAAUAUCGUCUAGGAUUCUUGGGAUUCUGGACAACUGGUGAUGAAACGAUUCCAGAUAAUCUAGCACUUCAUGAUAUGACUUUUGCAUUGAAAUGGAUUCGAGAAAAUAUAAAAGAAUUCGGAGGAGAUGUGGAUAAUAUCACUUUGAUGGGUCAAUCUGCUGGAGGUGAUGCUGUUGAUUUAUUAAGCAUUUCUCCAGUAUCGAGAGGUAUAUUAAUUUAUUAUUAACAUCUAAUCAAAAGAAAAAAGCUAUUUUCAGAUUUGUUCCACAAGGUCAUUCCAAUGGGCGGAAAUGCAAGUUGUUCUUGGUCUAUAAAAGAAACUCCUCUAAAAGCAUGUCGUAUUCGAGCCGAAUCGAUCGGUAUACACGACCCUUUGAACAGUGCAGACUGGAUACAUAAACUUCGUCAAAUUCCCGCUGACAAAUUUGCAGCUGGGAUGGAAAUCGACCCAAAUCGCGAAGAUACACAAAUGAUGGUAGGUCCGAAGUUUGACAGUGUGUUCUUGCCAAAACCUUUGAUGGAACUACGCAAAGAAUCGCCAGUAAAACCGAGAUUGGUUGGAUGUGCAAGAUCGGAAGGAUUGAUAAUGUGCAGUGAGUUGAAUAUAAAAAAAAUCUAGAGACUCAAUUAUUCAGUAAAUUAAUUUAGUAAUCGGACUUGAUAGUAAGAAUCCACUCAAUCAAAUAUUGAAAGAUCUCGCAAAUAUUCUUCCCGAAACAAAAUUCCCACUUCAUGCAAGACAUGUUCAAUCUGAAGCCAUCACAAAAUUGAUUGAUAUUGGCUGCGAACACAGUAAAGAAGAAUGGAAUCGAGCAAUGAGUGAAAUAAAAGGAGACUUUUUCAUGAAUGUCGGAGUUCAAACAAAUAUUCUCGAUGUUCUUGACACUCAACCAACUACACCUAUCUAUUUCUAUUCAUUCGAUUUUUACAAUCCAAAAGCAUACGGAAUAAUCGGUUACAAGAUGCCAUUUAAAGGUUAGAAAAUAGAGAGAAACUUCGAGAUUCAAUUUGAUGAGAUAUAUUUUCAGACGCUACUCAUUGUACUGAUAUUAGUUAUGUUGUCGGAACUCAUAUUGUGGGAAAUUUCGAAUGGGCUGAGGAAGAUAUCAAAAUGAUUGAGCUUACAACAAGACUUUGGACAAAUUUUGCGAAAUAUGGGUGAGUUCAAGAACUUUAAUCUCGAACUAUAUUUACACAAGGAUCAGGACCCAACUCACUCAAAACAAAUCCGAAAAUAAUUGAAGUGCACCCUUUUGUAAAAUAAUUUCAUUCUGAAAUGAAAACUUUUUUUUUUUCAAAACUUUUUUCUAAAAAACUAGUUCACGUUUCGAAAAAAAAAACCAUUCUCCCAAUUUCCACGUAAUAGGUCACCCUUUUAUUUUCAUAAUAUGAGAUUUUUCACAGAGAUCCAAACGGUGUUCAAGACUCGGAAACUGUUCUCGGUGAAACGAAAUGGCUUCCUGCGACAGCUGAAAAUCCACAAGCACAUCUGGCAUUGGAUCUUUUACCAAGAAUGGAAUCAACUUAUAAGGUAUUUUCUGGCUAGAGAUUUCAAUAAUUCUAAUUACCAAGUCAAUUCGAUUUAAGAAUGGUCGUCCUUUGUACAUUGCUCAACUUCUUCGCGAAACUUCAACCUCAUAA